CUCCCUGCCCCCUCCCCAGCCUGCUGCUAUCGGAUCUGUGAUGAUAUGUGAUCUCCUGGAUACAACCACACACACACACCAGUACCAGGCACUGCCGCUCAGCUGAGCAAAAUGUCUUUCUCUUAGAAGUGGUGCUCAUCACAGCUUUCAAAUCCUUGACGAUGUUGCCAUGCUUUCCUUUCUGCCUUCUGCCUUUUUCUGUCUUUGUCUGCCUGCUUUUCUUACCCGUGGGUCAUUUUUGCCCUGCUGUCUGUAGCUGUAUGGACUACCACACCAUAGACUGCCGGGAUCAAGGACUCCCAAGUGUUCCUAAUCCAUUUCCAUUGGAUGUACGGAAACUUCUAAUAGCUGAUAACAACAUUCAGGCGAUACCAGCCGAUUUCUUUAUAUUUUAUGGAGAUCUAGUCUAUUUGGACUUCAGGAAUAACUCCCUCACCUCUUUAGAAGAGGGCACUUUUAGCAGUUCUACCAAACUGGUGUAUUUAGACUUAAGCUACAAUAAUUUAACACAGCUUGAUGCUGGGAUAUUCAAAUCAGCAGAAAAACUGAUAAAAUUGAGCCUUGGAAACAAUAACCUGGUGGAUGUGGAUGAGGCUGCUUUUGAGAACCUGGAACAGCUCCAAGUGUUAGAACUGAAUGACAAUAACUUACAAAGCCUAAAUGUGGCAGCCCUAGAAGCGCUUCCCUCCCUGCGGACUAUACGCUUAGAGGGCAACCCUUGGGUCUGUGACUGUGACUUUGCCAAUCUUUUCAGCUGGAUACAGGACAAUGCAUCUAAGCUCCAGAAAGGUCUCCACGAAAUCCAGUGUUCUCUGCCUGUAGAAAACAGAAGAAUCUUUCUGAAUGAAUUAUCUGAGGUCAGCUUUAGUGAAUGCAAAUUUAGUUUGUCAUUGACGGACCUUUUUAUCAUCAUCUUCUCUGGAGUCGCAGUCUCCAUUGCUGCUAUUCUGUCAAGCUUCUUCUUAGCAACUCUAGUACACUGCUUCCAAAGAUGUGCUCCCAGUAAAGAUGACGAUGAUGAUGAAGACGACAGUGAGGACUGAACUUAGUCUUAUACUUAAGUUUCCUUGGUUUAUAAGUUACUAGAUCAUCAGCUAAAGUCUAGGAAGAAAACAAGUAGAUUAAAAGCUUUAAACAUGAAUUAAAUGAAAUCACAAUGUGUAAAGAUCCGUUCUAAUCUCAUGACGGUCACAGCUAGGAAUCGCAGUUUGCAUCUGAGACUGUUAGCUUUGCUUACAUAUGUAACCUGAUGUGAUGAGACCGGGUUAAUUUCUACGAUCCUUAUUCAAACACUGCAUUUAAAUUUGAAGAUUGGAGGAAAAAAGGGGAAAGGCAUAAAAAAAAAAGUUCCAGUGUUUUAAAAGACUAAGUCACAGCUUCCAGAUGUCCUUCUGAUGACAUGCAGAUUCUUGUAAGUGCUUAAUAGCGUGUUCUAAAUGCACUUCGAAAAGGACUGGCUGGAUGGAGGCAUUUCAGCUGGAAAAUGAGGAAUCAAUUUAAAAUAGUGUCCCCCUUAGAUCUAAGUAGUGGGAGAUUCUAUUAAGCUCAUACAACUUUCUAAGUAACAAAAUGCAAUUAAAAUGAUUCCUAGAAUUGUAGAAAGCCUUACAGGAAGGUUGGCAUUUUCUCUCUACAAAUGUUCUCUAUAAACAUUCAUCUUCCAUUUAGCGACAGCAGUUGCAGGCAUCAUUCAGCCAAAAGAAUAUUUUUUUUUCUGUAAGUGAAUACGAUUCUAGAUCUGAAUCAUCCACUGCAGCUGCCUGGCACCUCUCUGGUCAUGGCACAAAUACUAAAUAUAACAUUCUUUUGCAUUUUUAAACGCAAUGAAGUAAAGGAUUUCCCUUCCCUGUAAUGCUAGGCACAAGUAACUGUUGCAAUACGCAGUCCAUUUAGUUAUUUUAAAACACUAAGGGCUAUAUUCUGCUCCUGAUUAUACGAGAGUGACACAACUGAAGUGAACACCCUGAUCCAAAUUGGCAACUCUCUAAACAAGAGUGGAGUCUGGCCCAACAUGUUUCCAACUGUAUUAUAGAUUUAUCAAAACUUGAGCUCUUCUAUAUAACGGCAGAUAUUUUUGUUAAAAUUAAAAGAGACAUUUAUUACAAGAGACUUUUGGAAUAGUGCCGGACAGCUUUUUAGGAUAAGUAUAUUUUUUAAAUAUUUGUAAUGGAAAUAUUUUUUUAAAGCUCUGUGUAUUUAAAGUAUUAUCUAGAAUAGCUGUGAGGGCUUAAAGUAAUGAAUAACAUAGUAGUAAACAAUCUAAGGACUGUAUGCUAUUAUAAAAGAAUUAGACUGAUAAAAAGUAGCAUCUAUUUAACUCCUGUAAAUGCUAUUAUUUCUUUAAAAACACUCCUUGGUUAAAAUAUUGCCUUGCUCAGUUAAUACGAAUGGUCUUUUACGGACAGUUAGUUCCAAACCUCUUGUAUCUGUUGUGCUAAUUGUUCGGGCAGACAGGAGUGAGUUCCCCGGGGUGUGUUAGGGGGUAACACGGGGCAGUAGGUAGGGGACAGGGACAGGACUCGGGACUUCUGGGUGUUGUCCCCAUCUAACGGUGAUCAGCAAGACGACCUUCAGCAAAUCACUCCCUGUCUGUGCCUCAGUUUUACUGCCUAGAAAAUGAAGAUCAUAACAACUAUUUAUCCUUUUCAAGUGCUUUGAGAUAUGCAAUGGGGGGCACUAUAGUGGGGCUAUGUAUAAUGAUUAUAUUCGUUAGGCUGUAGCAGAUGCUCUGCAGUAGGUCUGAUCUGAUCUCGUAUCAGUGUGGCUUCACUGGUACCACUGGAGUUACUCCGUUGGCUCACAGUUUGCAAUGGAGUUUGCACCAUGCUGAGGUCAAAACUGGGACAAAAGUGUUUAUUUCUGUUAGCUCUACAGCUUAUUCAAUGCGACUUAAUGCUACCAUUGUUAAGAUUAUUAUUUCUGAAAACACACUGAAACGGAAUUAAGUAGGACAGUGAGAGGAUGUUUGUAUCAAUACUGUCUUAUUCUAUUCUGAUUCUUUCAAGAAAAACGAAAUGACAUGAUUUUCACUGUGUAGUGCCAUGAUUAU
Chroicocephalus ridibundus (black-headed gull) is the source of this 3049-nucleotide messenger RNA. It is a transcript of the gene LRRC38, whose product is annotated as leucine rich repeat containing 38. Gene Ontology annotation, molecular function: potassium channel activator activity; voltage-gated potassium channel activity; transmembrane transporter binding. Gene Ontology annotation, cellular component: voltage-gated potassium channel complex. Bases 162 to 1043 code for a protein of 293 amino acids. Lineage: Eukaryota; Metazoa; Chordata; Aves; Charadriiformes; Laridae. The record is from RefSeq and is a predicted model, not a curated record. The transcript is spliced from 2 exons.